This is a messenger RNA of Cannabis sativa, 1153 nucleotides long. RefSeq lists its product as uncharacterized. The record is from RefSeq and is a predicted model, not a curated record. Lineage: Eukaryota; Viridiplantae; Streptophyta; Magnoliopsida; Rosales; Cannabaceae. Bases 444 to 974 code for a protein of 176 amino acids. The transcript is spliced from 7 exons.
UAGUUAUCGUUUUAUCUAAUAUAUGAGCGCUUUUCUUAAAAAAAAAAAAAAAAAAAAAAAAAAAACAUUUUGAGAUGAACACCAUUCAAUCUCAAAUUCUAACAACCAGCGAUUGGAAGCCCAGAGUGAGAGUGUGUCCCUGAGCAUCGAUUGAAUCCACCUCAUUUUACACCUUCUACAAAUACAAUAUCUAUCUCCCGCUCAACACAACCUCUCUCUCUCUCUCUCUCUCUCUCUAAUAUAUAUAUAUAUGUAAAUAUAAUAAUCUACUUUUUAACUCUACUGCCUCCCUAGACCUCUCCAUAGAAUUUUGGCUGCGCCGGAGAUUUCUUCCUUUCGCGCUGCCUCGCUCAACGACCACGCGUGGGAGUUAAUAGAUUGCUUUGUAACUUCAGCUCACUCUACUUAAUCGAGUAUUGGGUUUUUCCACCUGAAAAGCAAUCAUGGACGUUGAUUCACAGCAAACUAUGGAGGAAACUAUUUUGGUUGGUGAUGAUCUGAUGACGGGACCACCCUCACCUGUCAUUCCACCAGAGAUUGCUUCUCAUGUCCUUGAAGGUGUUGAAUUGUGUGACGGGCUAUUGAGAAAUCUAUUCUUGUGCUUGCAAAUCAACGACAUUGAACCGUUUUGUCAGGAUGAGAUUGCAUUGUAUCGGGAAUGUGCUGAAAAAAGGGAUAAAGAACUAAGGAAACGACUUGAGGAGAGUGAGCACAAAUUGGGAUUAUCAAUGCCUUUAGAGCAAGCAAAGGAAAGGGCUAUCCAGCUUGAAUCAGAGAUCACAUCAUUAGAGAGGCACUUCAUUCUUGCAAGUGGAGCUGAAGGGGUGGAAGGUUUUCGCCAGAGAUGGAGUUUGCAUGGCCGUCUUACAGAUACCAAGAAGAGAUUGGAAUCCUUGAAGGUAGGAAUGGAGAGUAGGAAAAAAGAUGAGCCAAUUGUGAAUUCUAGCACCAAACGAAGAUGGUUCUUUUGGUGAUGAAUCUCCCAAUGUAUCCAUGGAGGAACAUCAUUGCAGGAAUAUUCUUAAAAUCAAUUUCAAAUAAUAGAUAGGAGACGAUGAAGGGAUUAAGUUAGAGAGAAACAGAGGAAAAUAUAGUUGGGGUAUUUGUUGGAACAAUGGUAAUGAUUUGCAUAAAAUUGUGAUGUAUUGUUUGA